This is a messenger RNA of Tilletiopsis washingtonensis, 1064 nucleotides long. RefSeq names its product glutathione S-transferase. The record is from RefSeq and is a predicted model, not a curated record. NCBI's taxonomy places the organism in Eukaryota, Fungi, Basidiomycota, Exobasidiomycetes, Entylomatales. Bases 297 to 980 code for a protein of 227 amino acids. The transcript has 5 exons.
GACCGUCCAUCUCCACCACACCCUUGGCUCGCAGCGUCGACAUGGUCGUCGGCGCUGUGUGCGCCCGAUGCAAGCUCGACGUCGGAGGCGGCGCAGUGCCGGAGUCUCGCUGCUGAGAUCCACGCGGCGUGCAUGAUAGGCGCCUCGGCCACCGGCGGCAGCGGAUGCUUCCCCGCCUCCACUCGACCCCGACUCACGGCGACUGUGCAGCCACACAUCGCUGACGACGUGCGGCGAAUGCGAGGCCGCGGCUCCUUCUCUGCACACCCUAUCAGCCUCACAAUCAAGACACCGCCAUGAUCACCCUCUGGUCGCUCGACAAUUCGCGCGCGUUCCGCGUGCACUGGCUGCUCGCCGAGCUGGGGCAAGAGUUCGAGCUGCACACCUAUCCGCGCGAAGGCGGCAAGCGGGCGCCCGCAAGCAUGAAGAGCGACUCGAACUUCUCGCUCGGCAAGAGUCCCGUGCUGCAGGACGGCGAGCUGACGGUGUGGGAGAGCGGCAACUGCCUGCAGUACUUGGCGGAACGCUACGGUGCCGAGCAGGGCUUCUUGCCCGGUACCUCGGACUGGGCUGCUCGCACAGAGGUGCUGGCCUGGCUGCAUUUCAGCGAGUCGACGAUGCUGCACGCCUUGGCCAUCAUCUACGCCCGCUGGUUCACGCCCGACCAUGCCGAUGAGCUCGAGGCGAGCGCGGCAAAGAACGUGCUCAACGACCUGCAGUUCCUCGAGGACCAGCUGGCGAAGCGAGCGUCGGGCCCCAAGUUCAUCGUCGGCGACAAGCUGAGCAUUGCCGACAUCUCCUUCACCUUCACAGCCGAGUACAUCUUCGGCAAGGAGAUUGCGCUCAAGAGCCACGAGGCAGAGAGCAAGUACCCCACCAUCGUGGCGUGGCUGCGCGAGAUGGAGCAGCGGCCCGCGUACGACAAGACCGUGCGCGAGGGCGCAAAGCACGACUUCUCUCUCGUGCACGGCGCCGGUUAGGCGUGAGCGAGGGGCGCAGCACUGAGGCUCGAGGCUGCCUCGCUGGCAGCCAAAUUAUAAUCUGAUUGCUUCCUUCCCUUCCAA